UAAAACAUAUUCUGUGGUUAUAUUGUGUCUGUGAAGCUGCAGCUGCACAAGACCAAUUAUUGAUAAUGAGGCCAGUGACUGGGUCAUUAUCAGGAAAGGUAAAUCUGCCUUGCUCCUUUUCUAACCUGCCCACCUCAAAACCGCUUAUCAACCCCAAUGGGACAGCAGUUGCCACUAAAGAUUAUUUGCGUAUCAAAUGGACCAAAAUUGUGGGAGAAGUACAAUCCACAGUACUGGUGGCACAAAAUGGAGUCAUCAAGAUAGGUUCCAGCUACAGGAACCGCGUCUCAAUACCCAGUCACCCUGAGGAUGUGAGCGAUGCUUCACUAACGAUAGUCCGACUGCGUGCCAGUGAUGCGGGCACUUAUCGCUGUGAAGUCAUAUAUGGCAUUGAUGGCACCCGCGAUACAGUUGAUCUGGAUGUCAAUGGUGUGGUCUUUCAUUACCGGGCAAACACCAGCAGGUACAUCUUAGACUAUCAGAAAGCUGUCCAGGCUUGCAAAAAUAUUGGAGCAACCAUCGCCACAUAUAACCAGCUGAAAGCAGCCUAUGAGGACGGAUUUGAUCAGUGUGAUGCAGGCUGGAUUGCUGACCAGACAGUGAGAUACCCAAUCACUAAACCAAGACAUGGAUGCUAUGGCAACCUACUAAACAGACCUGGGAUUAGAUCAUAUGGAAUGAGGAAGCAAACAGAGAUGUAUGAUGUGUACUGCUACGUAGACAAGCUUGACGGUGAAGUGUUCUAUGCUCCAGUGACCCAAAAGAUGACUUUGAAAGAAGCCAGUAAAGAGUGUAAGAAAAGGAAUGCUGUUCUUGCAUCUCCUGGCCAGCUCCAUGCUGCAUGGCGACAAGGGCUGGAUCAGUGCGACUAUGGCUGGCUGUCUGAUGGCAGUGCACGGCAUCCUGUUGGUGUACCCAGAACACAGUGUGGUGGAGGUCUGCUCGGCGUCAGAACCAUGUAUCGCUACAAAAACCAGACUGGCUUUCCAGAGCCGACGAUGAAGCUUGGAGCUUACUGCUUCAAAGGAGUUCAUUUGUGUUCAGAAAAUGUUUGUCUGAAUGGAGGAUCUUGUCAGAAGAGUGGAAGCAUCCUUAUUUGUAAAUGCGCACCUGGUUUCACUGGCGAUCGCUGUGAAUUUGAUAUAGACGAAUGCCACUCAAACCCGUGCCACAAUGGAGGUACAUGUAUUGACGGGCUUGGUUGCAUAACAUGCAUAUGCCUCCCUAGCUACACUGGACAGUUUUGUGAACAGGAUACACAAAUAUGUGAGUAUGGCUGGCACAAGUUUCAGGGCCAUUGCUACAAGUACUUCCCACACAGAAGAAACUGGGACACAGCAGAGAGAGACUGCCGUAUACAGGGAGCUCACCUCACCAGCAUCCUUUCCCACGAAGAGCAGCAGUUUGUGAACCGUCUGGGGCAGGACUACCAGUGGAUUGGCCUGAAUGAUAAGAUGUUUGACAAUGACUUCCGUUGGACUGAUGGCAAACCUAUGCAAUAUGAAAACUGGAGGCCCAACCAACCUGACAGCUUCUUCUCAUCUGGUGAAGACUGUGUGGUGAUGAUCUGGCAUGAGGACGGCCAGUGGAAUGAUGUUCCCUGCAACUAUCACCUCACCUUUACCUGCAAGAAGGGCACAGUGGCUUGUCGUCAGCCACCUGUGGUGGAGAAUGCUCGUACCUUUGGGGCAAAGCGUGAGAGGUAUGAGGUCAACUCACUAGUGAGGUACCAGUGUCGGACUGGGUUUAUCCAGAGGCACGUGCCAAUCAUCCGUUGUCGUGGAAAUGGACGAUGGGAUAACCCUCAAAUCGCCUGCAUGAACCCUUCAAGCUAUCAAAGGACCUACUUCCGAAGGCAUCACCACAGUAGGCUCUACAGCAUCAACAACUUCGAACAGUGGUCUGAUGAGGGCUUCCCAUUUCACCAUCAGCGCCACAGAGGACGGAGAGACAGGACUAAACGUAAGGUGAAGAGACACUGAUUUCACUGAGAAGAAGACACAAGGCUGCAGCCUGUGUGGAACAGGAGAAAGGAUCCUAAAGGAAAAGCACAAGAGGAAAAUCAUCUGUGAAAUGAAACACAGACUGGAUGACGACAAAAUCUUGGGAUUUUAAUUCAUGACUGUUUUAUACAAAUGCCAAUGUGGACAAAAUAAUUUCAGCUGGCUACUGGAAAUGCAAAAAGUACGCUUAUAAUAUUUUUGUAAAAACUGUGCAAGUGUCUUUUUGCUUAUUUUUUUUAAAUCAAAUAAUACAUUUGCAAUUGUUAUAUUACAUUUGACUUCCAACUGUGCUUUAUGAAAUCACCACAAGUGUUCCUUAUUCAUAAAAAAAGAAAAAAAAAGUUGAUGUGAGAUGAUGGACUUUUGUGAACAUCAUUGUGCAUUCAUAGAUCAAAAAUGUCGGAUUUGAACAAUGUAUAUGCCACGUCAAGAAAUCCAAGUUUGAUUUCUCGGAACACAAAUCAGGUGUCACUUUCAUGCAAACUGUCAUUUUUUUUAAUUUUUUUUUAUCUCUCAUUCUUACAAAUCUUCCAGAAUCUUUCUCCAGUGUGCACUUUGUCAGCAGGAAGGAGCAUCAUACACGUAACACAUCACAUGUACAUGAGUGUGAGGAAAUGAAUUUUUUCAGUAAUCUGCUGGAUUUUCAAUGUGGUGGCAGCUUUCAGUGAACCAACACUUUUUUUUUUUUUGCGUUAGCCUUUACUGCAGAAUAUCAUCAGUGUUUUGUAUAAGAGUUUAUGCAUAGAUUUAUAGAGAGAGAAUUUAUUACACUUUAUGGUAUUUCUGUCGUAUGGUACGUUUUAUUUUAAAAUGAGGGCAGUCUCUCUCUGUGCAAAGUAUCGACAAAGCCUUAAUCCACUGACGGAAAUCCAUCUCGCUGCUUGAAAACGAAAGAAGGAACAGGAAGCACAUCGUGCAUGUUUUUCUUUUCAGGCUGAUCUUCACCAUUCUUUGCUUUACUCGCGGUCUGUUUAGAAUAACGGUAAUGCCGUACCAAAGAGUCUCACGCACAUCUGCUGUGCUUUAGAUUGUUAGCAUUUUGGAGGUAAGAUUUGUUGUUUGACACGUUCACGUUUCUAGUUAUUGUAGUUAAUGUAAAUUGGACCUUAAGAAGAAUGUAUUGUGUGAAACACUCAGAAAGACUUGAACGUAACAGCUGUUUAAGCAGAGAUGCAUAUAAUUUAUUUUAUAGCUGCUCUUUAUUUUUUAACUCAUCGGUCGCAUGACCCAAUAAUGUUCUGCAUACACACAUGUUCAGCAAGAGACAAGCCACAAUCAAAGACUAUAAUUUACUGACAGUACAGUGAAUCUUUACGUUGCAUUCGAAUAAUAAACACGGAAGGCCCUAAAGGCUGCAAUAAUGUUCUACAACAUUACCAAAAAAAGUUUGUAAAUGUGGAUGGUUGUGUGACACUUUUUAAAUGGGAAAUUGUUUUAUGAGUAAAUGUAUGUGUUUCAUACUUAAUGUGCACAUAAUAUCUUUUUUAUAUUUAUAACUUUAAAAAAACUAUAAUGUGAAUGUGUGGAAUGUUUGUGUUUUUUUUAAAUGAACAAGCUGUUUUAAUGCUUUAAAUCACCAAAGAAAUAAAAUAUAGUUAUUAUAUACUAAUAAACAUAUUUGUUUUUAAGAUGAUGUUCAA
This is a messenger RNA of Thalassophryne amazonica, 3643 nucleotides long. RefSeq names its product versican core protein-like. The coding region runs from base 66 to 1982 and encodes 638 amino acids. Lineage: Eukaryota; Metazoa; Chordata; Actinopteri; Batrachoidiformes; Batrachoididae. The record is from RefSeq and is a predicted model, not a curated record. Gene Ontology annotation, molecular function: calcium ion binding; hyaluronic acid binding. Gene Ontology annotation, biological process: cell adhesion. The transcript is spliced from 12 exons.